This is a messenger RNA of Miscanthus lutarioriparius, 1101 nucleotides long. NCBI's taxonomy places the organism in Eukaryota, Viridiplantae, Streptophyta, Magnoliopsida, Poales, Poaceae. The record is from the annotation of a GenBank genome assembly.
AUGGCCUCCGCCGCCAGCACUGCCGCCUCCGGGGCCCCGCUGCGCCUCCUCUCCUCCUCUUCGAACCGUAUUUCCAUGCCCUUCCUUCCUCGCCCCCACCGCCUCACCCUCUCCUCCCCCAUCUCCUUCCAGCGCCUCACAGCCCGGUCCGCCGCCUCGCCGUCCCCAUCCACCACUACCUCCUCUCCCUCCGGCUCCGGCUCUGUCGACCCGGCGCAACUGCCCCCCGCGCUCCGCGACAUUGUCGGCCUCUUCCAGUCCGUCCCGGACGCGCGCACCCGGUACAAGCAGCUCCUCGCCUACGCCGCGCGCGUGCCGCCCAUGGACCCGGCGCUCAAGACCGAUGCCAACCGCGUCCGGGGGUGCGUCUCACAGGUCUGGGUCCACGCCGAGCCGGACGAGGGCGACGGAGGCGGCCGCAGCGUCAGGUUCCACGCCGACUCCGACGCGCAGCUCACCAAGGGCCUCGCCGCACUGCUCGUUCUGGGGCUCUCUGGCGCGCCCGCUGCGGAUGUGGCCAGGGUGCCCUUCGAGUUCAUCGAGCUGCUCGGGAUCAGGCAGAGCCUCUCGCCCUCCAGGAACAGCGGCCUGCUCAACAUGCUCAACCUCAUGAAGCGCAAGGCACUUGAGAUCGCCGGUGGUGACUCGACCACAAGUCAGCAAUCAGUCCAAGAGGCUGCUGAACCGCGUGGAGUGGACGAGAAAGAUCCUGAAUUUGCAGCUUUCCGGGUGCAAGAAGAGGAAAGGCCAGAGGAGGCAGAGAGGCGUGACGAGGAUGGACAAUUGGGUGAAGUGCCACUUGAUGCAGAAGGGAAUGGUGCUGUGAGCGGUGGGAGGAAGGAGAGGAUAAGAGAGAGUUUGGAGAGGGCACUUUCUCCAGUGGAGUUGGAGAUUGAAGACAUAUCGCACCUCCACAAGGGCCAUGCUGGGGUGGCUGGGAGCAACGGGGAGACACAUUUCAAUGUGAGGGUAGUGUCCAAGGAGUUUGAGGGGAAGAGCUUGCUCAAGAGGCACAGGGCUGUCUAUGAUCUCCUGCAGGAGGAGCUCAAGACUGGGUUGCACGCCCUGUCAAUUGAUGCAAAGACACCAUCUGAAGUUUAG